Triticum dicoccoides is the source of this 855-nucleotide messenger RNA. Its product is annotated as dehydration-responsive element-binding protein 1B-like. Gene Ontology annotation, biological process: regulation of DNA-templated transcription. The transcript has a single exon. Gene Ontology annotation, molecular function: DNA-binding transcription factor activity; DNA binding. Lineage: Eukaryota; Viridiplantae; Streptophyta; Magnoliopsida; Poales; Poaceae. The record is from RefSeq and is a predicted model, not a curated record. The coding region runs from base 124 to 717 and encodes 197 amino acids.
CUGCUUGAUUCCCCGCUUCUAGUUCUCAUCGGAGCUGCAAUCCAUCGACCCUCAGCACAACGGCUUAACGCGCGCCACCCCCCGCGCUACGCUGCACACUCCGGUGCUAUACGGUCUCCACAGAUGGACGCCGACGCUGCCUCCCCGUCGGACCAGCACAGGACGGUGUGGACGGAGCCGCCCAAGAGGCCGGCGGGGCGGAUCAAGUACAAGGAGACGCGCCACCCGCUGUACCGCGGCGUGCGGCGUCGGGGGCGGCACGGGCGGUGGGUGUGCGAGGUGCGCGUGCGCGGCACCAAGGAGACAAGGCUCUGGCUCGGCACCUUCCGCACCGCCGAGAUGGCGGCGCGAGCGCACGACUCCGCCUCGCUCGCUCUCUCCGGAAGCGCCGCCUGCCUCAACUUCGCCGACUCCGCCUGGCGGAUGCUGCUCGUCCUCGCCGCUGGGUCUUCCAGCUUCAGCAGCGCGCGGGAGAUCAAGGACGCCGUCGCCGUCGCUGUCGUAGCGUUCCAGCGGCAGCGCUCCAUCGCGUCCACGGCCGACGGCGAGAAGGACGUCCAAGGCUCGCCGACGCCGAGCGAGCUGUCCACGUCCAGCGAUUUGCUGGACGAGCACUGGUUUGGCGGCACGGAUGCCGGAUCGUACUACUCGCCGGGCAUGUUCAUGGAGCCGCCGGAGCGGCCUGAAAACCGCGAGCUCGGUGCCGGCGACGUGUAAAGUUUAUAGUUGGUUCUGUACUUCUGUCCCACCAAAUAUGGGAAGAAACAGAGGGGAAUAUUUUCCCUCAUAUGGUCCAUGUGUGUUCGUUCAUAUUGAAAGCCUCCGGUUUCUACUUUGAGAAAGGGCAUAUUUGCA